GUGAAACAUUGACCACCUUAAUAGCUACACAAGAAAAUCCUUAUUUUUAUUAUCAUUGUCAUCAUCACCAUCAUCACCACCAUUAUCUCUGAUGCCACCACAACCAUCAGAAUAUGUACAGAUACGGCAUAUCAACCCAGAGAAGAGCUUGGUCACCAUGUAUGACAGUUCUUAUUUUUCUUGGAGUGACGGCAAUCUUGGGAGUAACUAUUGGUCUCCUAAUUCAUUUUCUGGCAGUUGGGAAGAUUUACCAUUACCAAGGUUAUUUUAAUAUAUCUGGAGUCACAUACAAUUAUAGUUGUAAAAAUGCAGCUUCAGAAGUUAGCACAAAUCUGAGCAAAGAUAUUGAGACUAAGAUGUCUGAUGAAUUUCAAAAUUCUAGCCUAUACAGAGAAUAUAUCAACUCUCAGGUAAUCAGACUUCUCCCUCAUUCCAAUGGUUCAAGUGUGCAGUUGCUGCUGAUAUUCAAGUUUCCUCCAGGAAAGAGGGAGAUCAUGAAGACUGAAAUCAAAGCUCUCUUACUUCAGAUGUUGAAAGACAACACAGUAUCCUGGAAUGCAGUUCCAGCUUCCAUUAAACUUAUGGAAAUCAGCAAGACUAAUGCUGAAAUGCUUACCAACAACUGUUGUGGGAGACAACUGGUCAAUAGUGUUGCAUCAGGCAACCGAAUUGUGAACGGGAAAAAUGCCCAUGUGGGGGCAUGGCCUUGGCAGGCCAGUAUGCAGUGGAAGGGCCAACACCAUUGUGGAGCAUCUCUGAUCAGCAGCAGGUGGCUAUUAUCUGCAGCUCACUGCUUUGUUAAGAGAAAUAAUUCAGGAGAUUGGACCAUCAACUUUGGAACUCUAGUAAAUGAACCAUAUAUGACACGAAAAGUCCAAAAUAUUAUUUCUCAUGAAAAUUUUAGCAUGGCUGGGAUUCGUGAUGAUAUUGCCCUUGUUCAGCUUGCUGAAGAAAUCUCUUUCUCAAAGUACGUUCGUAGUAUUUGUCUUCCUGAAGCCACACUGAAGCUCUCAGAAAAUGACAGUGUUGUUGUCACAGGAUGGGGAACACUGAGUAUGAAUGGUCCCCUUCCAAAUACACUUCAAGAGGCCUUUGUGAAUAUUGUCGACAACAAAGUUUGCAAUGCUCCAUAUGCAUUAUCUAACUUGGUGACAGAUAGAAUGCUAUGUGCUGGAUAUAUGUCAGGAAAAGCUGAUGCCUGUCAGAAAGACUCUGGUGGACCACUAGCUUACCCUGACUCUAUAAAGAUCUGGUACCUUGUUGGAAUAGUAAGCUGGGGUGAUGGAUGUGCCAAAAAGAAUAAGCCAGGUGUCUACACUCGAGUGACUGCUUAUCGUGAUUGGAUUACCUCCAAGACUGGACUCUGAAGGGGAAGUAACUUUGGGGUUGAACACAAGGACAACUGCAGGGAUUUGUUCAGGGAUUACAACUGGAUUGGAAAAGCUCUAUCUCUUUCUCUGGAAAUUCCCAGAUGCUUUGACUCUUCAGCAACAUUAGGAUUUAUGUGAGUUUUAAAUUAUGAAACUUCUAUGGCAACCCCUGGGCCAGUUUGCUUACUUUUCCAAGAUUUUGCUGAAUAUUUCUGCCUUGAGAUCUUUUGGAGUUAACAGAUUUUGGUAGUUCAAUCUGGAGGCAAGAUGUACAUGUGUCUGAAUGAGGACUGUGGGGAACUCACACCUGUAUAUGUCUGGGUCUCCCAGUGCUUACCUGGACUCUCUUGUGAUGUGCUGUAUUCUUUGCUUUUAAAUAAAAGCUUUAUGUAAGCAUAUCUUAUGGGAUCUUAUCAGUCCUUUCAAAUAUCUAGACUUAUGAAAUCUUUUCAAAUUUAAUAUUUAAAAUACAAGAGUGGUGUGCUGAAGCUGGCUUGCACCUUUGUACGAGCUGAAUGUUGAAACUUCAGAGAUUGUGUUAACCAGUUGUGAAACACACCAGAGUUGAAAAUUAAGGAUACUAAAUACCUGAAGCUCAUCAUGUUCAAAUUAUUUUACUAUACAUUACUAGUUUUUAUGGUCUUGAGGUUAUUUCCAUCUAUUGUAUUUAUACAGUAAAGAUAAAUAUAAUAGAGUGCUCCUGGUCACAUCUUCCCAAAUAUAUGCUUGGCAAUAUCAUGCGGGUAGCUCAAAAUUGGUCAUGGUAUAUUUACACCGUGGAAAUUGGCCCAUGUUAAGAAUUAAUUCCUACCCUCUAGCCCUGAAACCAACUUAUAAAAUACGAGCACAGCACUGAAUGUAAAUAUUCCUAACUUAUGGUUUUAAAAGAAAUCUUCACCAAAUGAUGCACUGGUUCACAAUUUAUAUUUCAUGACAUUGCAAACUAGCUUUUUGGUCACUGUACUGGAUGUUUUUGUUAAAUUCCUGAAGUACUGUCUGGUAGUGGCUGAGGUUAAGAAGGUUUGUUACUGGUUUUUAGUUUUCAUAAUUUCAAUGCAAGCAGAAGUUUCAGAAGUUAUUUUUGAAACAUUUCACAGUGAUGAGUUAAGGACAUACCAGAUUUGCAGUUUACAGUGAUUAAAGAAUUCCAGAAAAGAU
Messenger RNA from Phyllostomus hastatus (greater spear-nosed bat), 2528 nucleotides. RefSeq names its product transmembrane protease serine 11B-like. Gene Ontology annotation, biological process: proteolysis. The transcript is spliced from 11 exons. Gene Ontology annotation, cellular component: extracellular region; plasma membrane. Lineage: Eukaryota; Metazoa; Chordata; Mammalia; Chiroptera; Phyllostomidae. The record is from RefSeq and is a predicted model, not a curated record. Gene Ontology annotation, molecular function: serine-type endopeptidase activity. Bases 114 to 1367 code for a protein of 417 amino acids.